AUGGCGUCUUUCACUGUAUUCCCCGUCACCCCGUCUCCGUUGUGCUCUAGUAAGAAUGGGAUGAACUCACCUUCACAAGCAGCGCUCAUAAAAUGCAUGAGAAGCAGCCAUUUAGUUCAAAAGGAGAAUAAGAUGAGGGUCUCGUGCAUGGCAAGUAUUCCUGCAGAUGAUCGAGUGCCUGAUAUGGGAAAGAGGGAGCUCAUGAAUUUGCUUCUUUUGGGUGCUAUUUCACUUCCCAGCGCCGGCAUGUUGCUUCCUUAUGCUGCGUUCUUUGUCCCACCUGGGGCUGGAGGGGCUGGUGGUGGAAUUGUAGCCAAGGAUGCAUUAGGAAAUGAUAUUCUUGCGGAUGUAUGGAUCAAAAACCAUGGACCUGGGGAUCGGACCCUUGCACAGGGAUUGAAGGGGGAUCCGACCUACCUUGUUGUGGAGAAUGACAGAACACUGGCAACAUAUGGCAUCAAUGCUGUAUGCACUCACCUCGGCUGUGUGGUGCCAUGGAAUACUGCUGAGAACAAGUUCAUCUGCCCCUGCCACGGAUCGCAAUACAACAAUCAAGGAAGGGUUGUUAGAGGACCGGCGCCAUUGUCGUUGGCCUUGGCUCAUGCUGAUGUUGAUGUCGAUAGUGGGAAGGUAGUGUUCGUUCCAUGGGUUGAAACAGAUUUCAGAACUGGUGAAGCUCCAUGGUGGGCUUAA
Messenger RNA from Fraxinus pennsylvanica, 693 nucleotides. NCBI's taxonomy places the organism in Eukaryota, Viridiplantae, Streptophyta, Magnoliopsida, Lamiales, Oleaceae. The record is from the annotation of a GenBank genome assembly.